Arachis stenosperma is the source of this 1632-nucleotide messenger RNA. Its product is annotated as cytochrome P450 CYP72A616-like. The coding region runs from base 16 to 1536 and encodes 506 amino acids. The transcript is spliced from 5 exons. Gene Ontology annotation, molecular function: oxidoreductase activity, acting on paired donors, with incorporation or reduction of molecular oxygen; heme binding; iron ion binding. NCBI's taxonomy places the organism in Eukaryota, Viridiplantae, Streptophyta, Magnoliopsida, Fabales, Fabaceae. The record is from RefSeq and is a predicted model, not a curated record.
UACAUCUUCAAAACCAUGGGUGGCUGUUUUAGUUUUCUAGUUUUGUAUGGUGUGAUUAAACUAGUGCAUGAGAUGUGGUGGAAACCAAGGAGAAUGGAGAAAAUGUUGAGGCAGGAAGGGAUAAGAGGCUCUUCAUACAGAGUCAUUAAUGGAGACAUAUCAGUGAUGAAUAAGUGUGACCAGGUGGCAGCUUCAAAGGCUAUCGCUCUCAACCACCAAAUCGUCCCUCGAGUCUUUCCUUUCUAUCACAACAUGAUUCAGCGAUAUGGGGAAGUUUCACUAAGUUGGUUUGGAAGAUUCCCAAGACUCAUAAUCGGAGACAACGAACUUGUUCGAUCGAUUUUAUUAAAUAAGAAGGGUCACAUUAGGAAGCCGCCACGUAGCCCCCUUGUUAAGCUCCUUGGCAUUGGAUUAACUUCGCUUGAAGGUGAUAUUUGGACUCAGCGCAGAAAAGUCGUAACUCCUGCAUUCCUCCACGACAAAUUGAAGGCAUUGGUUCCGUCUACGUUUCUACAUAGCUGUAGUGCCAUGAUAGAUCGGUGGCAAAAGCUAGUGGAACACAAAGGAUCUUGUGAGAUUGAUGCAAGUUCAGAAUUCGAUGUUCUCACGGGCGAUGUUAUUGCUCGAGCAGCUUUUGGAAGCAGCUACCAAGAGGGAAAGAAAAUCUUUGACCUACAACAUGAGAUUAGAUUCCUAGUCAAUGAAGCUGCCAACGCCAUUUAUAUCCCAGGCUUCAGAUUUAUACCAACACAGAAGAACAAGAGAAGGUACGAUCUGGAUGUUGAAAUCAAAUCUAUAUUGAUGGAUAUGAUUGAGAAGAAAGGGCAUGCAAUUAAGGACGGUAAAAUAGAAGGCAGUGAUUUGUUAAGUCUUCUACUAGAAUUUAAACAACACAAUAAUUCUCUCACAAAUGAGGAUAUAAUCGAAGAGUGCAAGUUGUUCUACUUUGCUGGCCACGUCACCACAUCCAAUCUACUUGCGUGGACUAUGGUGUGUUUGUCUAUGGAUCCUUUCUGGCAAGAAAAGGCAAGAGAUGAGGUACUUCAUUUGUUUGGUAAAAGAGCCCAACUUGAUUUUGAAGACAUAAAUCGCCUCAAGAUUGUGGCAAUGAUAUUGAAGGAAGUUUUGAGACUGUAUCCACCUCUACCAAUUUUGUACAGAUACACUAAGUGUGAAACGAAAAUAGGGAACAUGACUAUUCCAGCAGGUGUUGAACUUGUUCUACAAGUGUUGCAUAUUCAUCAUGAUAACAAAUAUUGGGAGAAGGCAGAAGAGUUUAAUCCAGCAAGGUUUGCUGAUGGGAUUUCAAAUGCUUCUAACGAAGAUCAUGCUGCUUUUUAUCCAUUUGGAUGGGGUCCAAGAAUCUGUGUUGGACAAAACUUUGCAUACUUGCAAGCAAAGAUGGCACUCUCUAAGAUUCUUCAAAAUUUCUCGUUCCACCUCUCACCCUCUUAUUCACAUGCUCCAUCUAACUAUCUUACUCUCAAGCCAAUACAUGGAGCUCCCGUUAUUAUUCAUCGCAUUUCAGACUCUUAAAGAAGCGAGUGGAGAAGAAAGAAGUGAAAAGGAGGAAGAGAAAAAAGAAGUAUAGUGAAAAUUUAAUUCUCUUUAAGGUAUUUGAAAGAAGAAAAU